AUGGCACCCAAGGAACUCAACUUCAUCACUGGCAACAAGAACAAACUUGCCGAAGUGCAAGCAAUUCUUUCUGCGACGCCAGUCAAAUUACAAAGUCAGGCGCUCGAUUUGAUUGAAAUUCAAGGCACCAUCGAGGAGAUCUCUCGGGACAAGGCUAUCAGGGCUGCUGAGGCUGUUCAAGGACCAGUACUGGUGGAAGAUACAUGUCUCUGCUUUGAUGCAUUCAGUGAGUUGCCAGGACCAUAUGUAAAAUGGUUUCUGCAAGCACUCGGAGUUGCGCAAUUCCACAAACUGCUGGCAGGUUUCGAAGACAAGUCCGCACAAGCUGUCUGCACGUUUGCAUAUUGCGAGGGACCUGGAUCUGAGCCAAUCGUAUUCCAAGGACGGACAAAGGGCAAGAUUGUAGAAUGCCGUGGUCCAACAGAUUUUGGCUGGGAUGCGUGCUUCGAGUACGAAGGCCACACAUACGCGGAAAUGCCCAAGGCGGAGAAGAACAAGAUCUCUCAUCGUGGAAAGGCGCUGGAGAAGCUCGUCCAGUGGUUGAAGCAGGAAGUUUAG
Messenger RNA from Ramularia collo-cygni, 558 nucleotides. Its product is annotated as probable Inosine triphosphate pyrophosphatase. The record is from RefSeq and is a predicted model, not a curated record. The transcript has 5 exons. Gene Ontology annotation, molecular function: nucleoside triphosphate diphosphatase activity. NCBI's taxonomy places the organism in Eukaryota, Fungi, Ascomycota, Dothideomycetes, Mycosphaerellales, Mycosphaerellaceae. Gene Ontology annotation, biological process: nucleoside triphosphate catabolic process. Gene Ontology annotation, cellular component: cytoplasm. The coding region runs from base 1 to 558 and encodes 185 amino acids.